Bradysia coprophila is the source of this 1323-nucleotide messenger RNA. RefSeq names its product zinc finger protein 277-like. NCBI's taxonomy places the organism in Eukaryota, Metazoa, Arthropoda, Insecta, Diptera, Sciaridae. The record is from RefSeq and is a predicted model, not a curated record.
AUGACAGUAGUCGGUCCAUUAAACUUCUCCGAAUCUUCGAAGCAGACGUCCCGUGUGCUCGAAAAAGAAGUUCCAUGUCUGUCGUGCUCGAAAUUAUUUAGUUUUCCUGUUGAAAAGGACUUGUACCUAGCUCAUCUGUUUCUCACAUACAAGAUUGUGAUUAGUGAUGAACAUCAUAUCGCUCUCUUGGAUGAAUAUCUGGCCUACUGGCAUAAACAGUUCCACGGUAAAGGCUUUCCGAUUCAAGUAUUGUACACAAUGCUUCUGAAUCAUUUGCCCGAUGGAACGCCAGCCGUUAAUGAGAAAUAUUACUUACUGAGCGAGGUGUUGCCACAGGAUUACGAGCUACGCAAAAACCUGCAUCUGAAACGUUUAGAACAAGUGUUACAGCAACACCAGUUCGAGAGAACGGAUCAGACAUUCAAGCGAGAAUGUUUACACUGCCGGGAUGUCAUUGCACCAACAAGAGCUUGUUUCAUUGAACACCUGUUCGCCAAGCACUUCCUGCAGCUGGGGAAGUCGGAAAAUCUCGUCUACAUUGAUGAGUUGAUCGACGACGUUCAGGACAAAUUGGAACAACUGAUUUGCCUGUUUUGUAGUAAAAAAUUUAAGGAUCGCCCGACUUUGAAGGAACAUAUGCGAAAGAAGGGCCACAAACGCAUCAAUCCUGACAACAAGACGUUCGACAAAUAUUUCCUUGUCAACUACAAAAAUGAAAUGGACAAUCCGAGGGGAAGUGGCCAUUCGGCUAAGCAAUCCGUUCAGUCUGUAAUGCUGAACAGCAUGAACGUAUCACGUCGGACACAAUCAAAAGCGGCAUACGAAAGCAAUGGGGCAGCAGCUCAGUCGGAUAGCGAUUCGGAUUGGUCAGACUGGGAGGGCGAAAAACAAAAACUCAAUUGCCUAUUCUGUUCGAUCAACGACACCGACUUUCCAGCGAUCAAAAGCCACAUGAAAGCUAGCCACGAAUUCGAUUUCGAGACGGCCAUUUCGGGAUUGAAUUUCUAUGAGAAGGUGAAGGUCGUCAACUAUAUGCGAAGACAAAUGCACUUGUCGAAAUGUGUAUCGUGUGACGAGCAAUUCGAAACUAUCAAACUGCUGUACGAUCACUUGGCGUCGGCAAAGCAUUACGGAAUCGGAAGCAAAUCGAAGUGGGAUCAUCCGGAGUUCUUUUUCCCAACGUACGAGGAUGAUUCAUUUUUGUGUUAUUUGGACGAUCCGAAUGACAACAGUUGCAUGGACGAUGCUGUAGUCAUUUCCGAAGAACCACUUGUGUCUGUGAAUCCAACCGUUGUUGAAAAACUCUCCAAAGAAAAUGAGUGA